Messenger RNA from Onthophagus taurus, 4534 nucleotides. It is a transcript of the gene CPSF1, whose product is annotated as cleavage and polyadenylation specificity factor subunit 1. The record is from RefSeq and is a predicted model, not a curated record. Lineage: Eukaryota; Metazoa; Arthropoda; Insecta; Coleoptera; Scarabaeidae. Gene Ontology annotation, cellular component: nucleus. Gene Ontology annotation, molecular function: nucleic acid binding; protein binding.
UAGUUAAUCCGCAAAUGUAUGAGUUUACAAUGCAAAUGGGUUAAGUGGAUUAAGUUAUCUGGAUUUAAUACAAAAAAUUAAUAUUUUUAUGCAACCAACAUUACACAAUUGUAAGAUAUCCUGUUCAACCAUAAACAAAUCAUUUUGAGGUUAAAAUAAGGUUAUGUUUAUUCACUUUAAUUGAUGCUUUUAUAUUUUCUAACCCCAUGCGAUUUUUUUAAAUAAAAGUGAUCAUGUUUUCGAUAUGCAAGCAAACUCACCCCGCUACUGGGGUCGAGAACGCUUUAAGUUGCCACUUUUUCAACAAAAAUGAGAAAAGCCUCAUAAUUACAGCUGCCAAUAUCAUUAAAGUUUAUAAGUUAAUUCCCGAUAUCGAUAAAAAUCGUUUCGAAAAAAUUUCUGAUCGAAAACCACCAAAAUCAAAAUUAGAAUGUGUCACCCAAUACUCGUUAUUUGGGAACAUAGUCUCAAUGCAAAGUAUAAACCUAACAAAUUCCCCAAGAGAUGCUCUCCUUUUAGGUUUUAAUGAUGCAAAAUUAUCAGUAGUUGAAUAUGAUCCUGAAAGUCACGAUUUGAAAACACUUAGUUUGCAUUAUUUUGAAGAGGAUGAGAUGAAAGAUGGUUGGACACAUCACCAUCAUGUUCCAAUAGUUCGUGCAGAUCCUGAAAACCGUUGUGCUGUGAUGACAGUUUUUGGUCGUAAAUUGGUUGUUUUACCAUUUAAAAGAGACAAUGCGAUUGAUGAAACUGAUGGGCCAGAUAUCAAACCUAUGUCUUCGGGAAGUUACGGUUCAAAAGCACCUAUUUUAGCCUCUUAUAUGAUUGUGUUAAAAGAUUUUAUUGAUAAGAUUGAUAAUAUUAUUGACAUACAAUUUUUGCAUGGUUAUUACGAACCUACACUUCUUAUUUUAUAUGAACCACUAAAAACGUUUUCUGGGCGGGUAGCUGUUCGUACUGAUACGUGUGCCAUGGCUGCAAUUUCUUUAAAUUUACAACAAAAGGUUCAUCCAAUCAUUUGGAGUAUGUCUAAUUUACCCUUUGAUUGUACAAAAGCGGUUUCGAUUAAAAAACCUUUGGGUGGUACAUUAAUCUUUGCAGUAAAUGCACUUAUUUAUUUGAAUCAAAGUAUACCACCAUAUGGAGUGGCUUUAAAUAGUAUUACAGAAAAUUCUACAAGUUUCCCUCUAAAACCACAAGAUAAUAUAAAUAUAAGCUUAGAUUGUGCUCAAGUUGGGUUUUUGGAGGAGGAUACUUUAGUACUAUCAUUAAAAAAUGGCGAAUUAUACGUGUUAACUUUAUUGGCAGAUAAUAUGAGAUAUGUUAGAAGUUUUCAUUUUGAGAAAGCAGCAGCUAGUGUUUUAACAACUUGUAUUUGUGUAUGUGAAAAUAAUUUUCUUUUCUUGGGAUCAAGGUUGGGAAAUUCUUUACUUUUACGAUUCGUCGAAAAAGAUCAAUGCCAAUUUAUAACAUUAGAUGAUUCUAAUGAACCCUCAUCAAAACGAGCUAAAACGUCAGAACCUGAAAAGGUUUUAGACAGCAUAAACGAUUGCAUGGCCAGUGAUGUUCUUGACAUAAGAGAUCCUGAAGAAUUAGAAGUGUAUGGUAACGAAAAACAAACAAGUUUGCAAAUAACAACUUACAUUUUUGAGGUUUGUGAUAGUUUAUUAAAUAUAGGCCCAUGUGGUAAUGUUUCUAUUGGUGAACCGGCAUUUUUAAGCGAAGAAUUUCAACAUUGCCCCGACAUGGAUUUAGAACUUGUAACAACCGCUGGUUAUGGAAAAAACGGAGCUCUUUGUGUAUUACAACAAUCAAUUAGACCUCAAGUUGUAACCACAUUCACUUUACCAGGAUGCUUUAAUAUGUGGACAGUAUCCAAAAGUGAUGAUAAACACGCAUUUUUAAUAUUGAGCCAAGAAGAUGCUACUAUGAUUCUUCAAACUGGUCACGAAAUCAAUGAAGUUGAUAACACUGGAUUUGCUACUCAAGUUCCAACCGUUUAUGUUUGUAAUUUGGGGAAUAAUAAGUAUACAGCGCAAGUUACCACAUCUGCAGUUCGUUUAUUACAGGGAACAAUGCAAUUACAACAUAUUCCUUUGGAUUUGGGAUCACCUAUUGUACAAGCUUCAAACGCAGACCCUUAUUUAGCUAUUUUAGCAGCUGAUGGUCAAGUUAUUACGCUGAUGUUGAGGGAAACUAGAGGAACUGUUCGUAUGGUUGUUAGUAAAUCGACAUUAGCCAAUACACCAGCUGUAACUACACUGUGUAUGUACAAAGAUACAUCUGGUUUAUUUACAAAUAAAAUCCCAGAGGAAUUCACUCAAAUUCCCAAACAAUUUGAAUCAGAGACGAAAAGUGAAGUUGAAAAUGAAGACGAUUUAUUGUACGGUGAUGAUAGCGAGUUUAAAAUGCCAACUUUAAAUCCACCCAGUAGUAAGCCUAAAAUUUUCUACAAUUGGUGGAAAAAAUAUUUACUUGAACCAAAAUCGACAUAUUGGUUGUUUGUGGUACGAGAAAACUCGAAUAUGGAAAUCUAUUCUAUUCCCGAAUUUAAAUUGUGUUUUAUCGUUCGUAAUUUAUGUUUUGGUUAUAAAGUUUUGGUGGAUAGUUUGGAAUCGGUGUCACUUGGUUUCGAUGGAUCUUCAGCAAAUGAUGCGUCAAUUCAAAGGGAUUUCGAGGUUAAAGAAAUUUUAAUGGUCAGUUUAGGAAAUCGAGGGUCAAGACCUUUACUGUUAGUUCGUUUAGAAAGAGAUUUGUACAUUUAUGAGGUGUUUAGGUUUACGCGUGGUAAUUUAAAAUUACGUUUCAAAAAACUUCAACAUUCCAUUUUUUAUGCUCCAAACAUUUCUGGAGAUAUUGAUGUAGAAAAUGGAGAUUUCUUUGUUUUACACGAUAAAGUUCCUAAGCUGAGAUAUUUUAAUAACAUCGCGGGAUAUAAUGGUGUGUUUAUUUGUGGUGCAAAUCCGCAUUGGAUAUUUUUAACCCAUCGUGGAGAAUUAAGAAUUCAUUCAAUGACUAUUGAUGGAGAAAUUUUAUGUUUCGCGUCGUUUAAUAACGUGAAUUGUCCUCAAGGAUUUUUAUACUUUAAUAGAAAGUCUGAAUUGAGAAUUGGUGUUCUUCCAACUCAUUUAAGUUAUGAUGCGCCAUGGCCAGUAAGAAAAGUACCGUUAAGAUGUACACCUCACUUUGUUAGCUACCAUUUGGAAUCAAAAACGUAUUGUUUGGUAUCAAGUACAUCGGAUCCAUCUACUGAGUAUUACAAAUUUAAUGGAGAAGAUAAAGAGUUAUCUGUUGAAGAUAGAGGUGAUCGAUUUCCAUAUCCACCUCAAGAAAAAUUCAGCAUCAUGUUAUUUUCGCCAGUAUCUUGGGACGUAAUUCCAAAUACUAGAAUAGAUUUAGAUGAAUGGGAACAUAUAAAUUGUUUAAAAAAUGUUGCGCUCGCAUAUGAGGGUGCUCGUUCGGGUUUGAAAGGAUAUAUUGCAUUGGGAACAAAUUAUAAUUAUGGGGAAGAUAUAACCUCAAGAGGACGAAUUUUGAUUUAUGAUAUUAUUGAAGUUGUACCAGAACCUGGACAACCUUUAACAAAGAAUAAAUUUAAAGAAAUUUACGCGAAAGAUCAAAAAGGUCCAGUUACUGCAAUAUCUCAAGUUAAAGGAUUUUUGGUGUCUGCGGUUGGGCAAAAAAUUUAUAUUUGGCAACUCAAAGAUAACGACUUAGUUGGUGUUGCUUUUAUUGACACCCAAAUAUUUACUCAUCAAAUUUUGUGCAUUAAAAGCUUAAUAUUGGUCGCUGACGUUUACAAAUCAAUCUCUUUACUCAGAUUUCAAGAAGAAUAUAGAACCUUAUCUCUUGUCUCAAGGGAUUUCCGUCCCUGUGAAGUAUAUGCUAUAGAAUAUCUAAUAGAUAAUUCAUCUUUAGGUUUCUUAUUAUCUGACAGUGAGAAAAACAUAGUUUUAUACAUGUAUCAACCAGAAGCAAGAGAAUCAUUUGGUGGGCAAAAAUUAUUAAGAAAAGCUGAUUUUCAUAUUGGUCAACCUAUCAAUUCGUUCUUUAGAAUACGAUGUAAAAUAGGUCAAUUUGGUGAUGACAAAAAGCAAAUUAUGGGUGCUGACAAACGGCAUUUGACGUUGUUUGCUACUUUGGAUGGAGGAAUCGGUUAUUUAAUGCCAAUUCCCGAAAAGACAUACCGUAGAUUACUUAUGUUACAAAACGUAUUGGUUUCUCAAGGUUCUCACACGGCGGGUUUAAAUCCAAAAGCGUUUAGAACAUAUACAACUUGGAGGAAACAAUCCCAUGGUCCAUCAAGGAGUAUAAUUGAUGGUGAAUUGGUUUGGAAAUUUUUACAUUUACCUGUAAAUGAAAAGCUUGAGGUGUCUAAAAAAAUUGGAACAAGGAUUGAAGAAUUAAUUGGAGAUUUAUCUUUAAUUGAUAAGUUAUCUGCUCAUUUUUGAAUGAAAUUGUAGUGUAGUUAGGUUGUAUUGUAUUACUUAUUUAAUUAAAUUCAUGAAUAGUUAAGUAAACGUUUUAAGCAAAUUUA